AUGGCGAGGCCCGCGCAGGUGGCGCCCACGCGGCGUCUGUACACCCCAGAGCCCGCCACGCAGCAGCCCCUCCAGACUGCCUCUACUCACUUUUCUUUCACUUUUGAGAAUCCCGACGACUUGCCGGCAUACGGGGGCCCUUUGGAGGGCCCCUAUGCGGCGUCUUGGGGUCCCGCGGGGCCCCUGGGGGUCCCCCCGGAGCUGCAGCAGCUGCAGCAGCAGCAGCAGCAGCAGAACAGCUGGGCCUUCGAGGGGGCCCCCAAGGGCCCCUUCCCGAGCCCCCGGCGAAGGGCGAUUUUCAGGUCUUCCGUAUUUGCUGCUGUGGCGCUGCUGCUGUGCCUGGGGGGCCUGAAAGCCGCGCAGCAGCGGCAGCAGCAGCAGCAGCAGCAGCAGCAGCAGGUCGCGGCGGCGGCCGCUGCUGCUCCUGCUGCUCCUGCUGCUGCUGCUGCGUCCGAAGACGCGCAGCGGUGGGCGCAGGCGCUGGCAGCCAGCGCGGACGAGCUGCAGGUGACUUGGAAAAGAGUUUCUCGAGAAGUUCGAGAAGCUUUUGUGCAGAACUUUUCGCCUUUGGCGGGUUUUUCGGGAGAGUCUGGAGAGCGGGAGGCGCUGCUGCUGCUGCAGCAGCAAACGGAAGCCAUCUGGAGCUUGCUGCCGCGCGAGGGCGCCUCGGAGACGCAAAAAACGGAGUUUCUGCUGCACGCGAAGCUGCUGCAGGCCGUUUGCUGCGCUGCAGCAGCAAGGCUCCGCAGCCUCGCCAAACUCGAAGCAGCAGCAGCAGAAGGGGGGCCCCCCGUGGCCCUCUUGGGGGGCCCCCCUGUCCGGAGUGGGUUUUAUUUGGGGCCCAAAGGACAAAGAAGUAUGACUUUUCGCGAGUUCCUGGAGCUGCUGCCGCAGUCUGCUGCAGCAGCAGCAGCAGCAGCAGCAGGAGCGGACGGCGAAGCAGCAGUGCCCGCGGAAGCUGCGGAGAGACUCGCGGGGCUGCUGCAGGUGGAAGAAAAGUAUUUGGAAAAUGACAAAAGUGUUUUGGAAAUGUUUAAAUCAAUUGGGGAUUUGUUGGAGUUGGGGUUUUGGAAAAAAGGCGAAGAGGCGGAGGAGUUCGUGGGGUUUUUGCGGCACCGCGAGAAGGCCCUCGAAAACGCUAAAAGAGAGGUUUACUUCGAAAACCCUUUUCUGCUUUUGACUCAUUUGAAAAGCAAAUGGAAAGAAGAAGAAGUGGAGAGGCUUUCGCAGCAGCUGUGGCAGGAGCAGCAGGGGCGGCUGGCCGACGCAGUGCGCCAGAAACUCGAAACUGCUCAAGUUGCUUUUUCCGAAAACUCCCUCUUCGCUUUCGCCAUUUUCCUCCUUUAG
Messenger RNA from Eimeria tenella, 1347 nucleotides. RefSeq lists its product as uncharacterized. NCBI's taxonomy places the organism in Eukaryota, Apicomplexa, Conoidasida, Eucoccidiorida, Eimeriidae. The record is from RefSeq and is a predicted model, not a curated record. Bases 1 to 1347 code for a protein of 448 amino acids. The transcript has a single exon.